AUCCACAACAAGGAGCUGUCUGAGGAGCCCAUCCACACUCAGAGCACACUCACUGGAGCUCACUCACACUACAGUGUACAGUACUGGAGACUGGGGGGCACUGGCAACUUACAUUGGGACACUUACCCCAAAAUGACAAGCCUGGCUGGAGCUGUGCCAAGAAUGAUGAGACCAGCUCCGGGACAGAACUACCCCAGGAGUGGAUUCCCACUAGAAGUGUCCACCCCUCUAGGCCAAGGCAGAGUGAACCAGCUGGGUGGAGUGUUCAUCAACGGCAGACCCCUACCCAACCACAUCAGGCAUAAGAUAGUAGAGAUGGCCCAUCAUGGCAUCCGCCCAUGUGUCAUCUCCCGCCAGCUCCGGGUGUCCCAUGGCUGUGUGUCCAAGAUCCUGUGCAGAUACCAGGAGACCGGCUCCAUCAGGCCAGGGGCCAUCGGGGGCAGCAAACCCAAGCAGGUGACCACUCCAGACGUGGACAAGAAGAUCGAGGAGUACAAGAGGGACAACCCGGGUAUGUUCAGCUGGGAGAUCCGGGAUAAGCUGCUGAAGGACGGGGUGUGUGAUCGUAACAGCGUCCCGUCAGUCAGCUCCAUUAGCCGUAUUUUGAGGAGUAAAUUUGGAAAAGGGGAAGAGGAUGAUGUGGAUCUAGAGAGAAAGGAGCAAGAGGAGCAAGAGAAGAGGACAAAACACAGUAUAGACGGGAUCUUGAGAGAGAGAGCUCCUUCAUCCCCCCACUCUGAAGAGGGUUCUGACAUUGACUCUGAACCAGACCUCCCUUUGAAAAGGAAGCAGCGAAGAAGCAGGACCACAUUCACGGCUGAACAGCUGGAGGAACUAGAGAGAGCGUUUGAGAGGACUCACUAUCCUGAUAUUUACACUAGGGAAGAACUUGCUCAAAGAGCCAAGCUAACCGAGGCCCGAGUACAGGUGUGGUUUAGUAACCGCCGUGCCAGGUGGAGGAAGCAAGCAGGAGCCAAUCAGCUAAUGGCCUUCAAUCACCUGAUCCCAGGGGCUUUCCCACCUUCUGCCAUGCCAGCUCUACCAACCUACCAGCUAUCAGAGACAUCCUACCAACCUACAUCCAUACCACAAGCUGUGUCUGAUCCAAGCAGCACGGUUCACAGACCCCAACCUCUCCCUCCGAGCAGUGUUCACCAAAGCAGCCUUCCUUCCAACCCUGAGAACAGCUCGGCCUACUGCCUGCCCAGCGGCCGGCAUGGAUUUUCCAGUUACACAGACAGCUUUGUACCCCCAUCUGGGCCUUCCAACUCCAUGAACCCCACCAUUGGCAAUGGCCUUUCACCUCAGGUAAUGGGUCUCCUCACUAAUCAUGGUGGAGUGCCUCACCAACCUCAGACUGACUAUGCCUUAUCACCAUUAACUGGAGGUCUUGAACCCAGCACUGCUGUGUCAGCAAGUUGCAGCCAGAGACUAGAGCACAUGAAGACAUUGGAUAGUCUAUCAACAUCUCAGUCAUACUGCCCACCAACUUAUAGCACAUCAGGAUACAGCAUGGAGCCUGUAACGGGAUAUCAAUACAGCCAGUAUGGACAGAGUGCUUUUCAUUAUCUGAAGCCAGAUAUCGCAUAGAAUGACUGUCUCUCCGAUGGUGUUAGAAACAGAAGUUGGACAUGAUGGAUAUUCUCAUCAAUGGGCAACACCAACUGGAGCUUGACUGGGACAAAUAAGUAGAUGAAUAUGACUUCUUUUAUGCAAGUGAAGUGGAUAAUAAGAGAUAUUAUAAAUCGGCUGGCUGUGAAGGAAAAAAGUGGACAUCCUACUAUCCUCCUGGAGUGACUUAUCUAAAGACUGGGCAUGUGUCCCAAGCAUGGAAGCCACAGCAAACCUCUACUUUGGAAGUCAAAGCUUUUCCCAGGAUCCCAGGAGAGGCUGGAGAGAGAUCAUUUUUUAAAAUUUGUACUUGGAUUACUAGCAAAGUGGUGAGGCAGCUGUUAAAGAGAAGCCUUUCUAAGUCAGACCCGGCCUUCUGAAUGGCACAGAGCAGGGAAUAAACAGGAUUUUGUGCCUCAUGGUCUUGGUCAUGGAGAAACGCUCUCACUUUGCAGCUCGAUUUGACUGUAUAGAAGACAUUCCAUGUUACAGACACAAGUUUGAUCAUCAGCUUGUUAUUUAGGGUUCACAUAAAUAGACAAAUAAUGUCUUAUGUUUUUUAAGACUUUACUAGGAUUAACGCCCAGCAUUUAAGAACUGGCAAAUACAUUUGGCGUGAAAAAUAACUGAGAGGGGAACGCCCAGCGCCAAAUUCUGACUGAAAGACAUUGAUUUCAUGGCUGUCAAUCAACGUGCAAUAACAUACCUCACUUCAACAUCCCUUUCAUGUCUUGCAAAUACAAUGGGGUUGUAUUUUUUCUGCAAGUUUAUUCAUUUUCAAAGAAAUUUCUCAACCUUGAUUUCACAUUUUCUACAAGAAAGCCACUCUUUCUAUUUUAUAAUACAGUAAAAAGGCAUUCCACCAUAUUGUCUGUUGUAUGUUUCUAUAAUCCGGUAGUAAGCCACCUGUGGAUUGUUUUCUUUCCAAAUGUUUGAUUUGAAAACCCAUUAUGUCUUUGACAAAAACUUUAGGCAAGGCAUGCUGGGAUUGGUAAUUGAAUGUUAUGGAACAAUCCAUUGUGGGGUUUGCCUACAGGAAGUUAUUUUGACUAAUUAGUUUAUAUGAUUAUAGAACAUGGUAUUUCCAAGCCAACCUCUGACCUACAGCUCAUACUGAUCAUUGGGAUCAGCAUUUUCUGGCUUACACCUAGAAAGGAAAACUAUCAACCUAUUCCCCAACACUGAACCCAAUACACUGGGUUAUAAAUAAUGUGGGUGAACAUGAGUCCAAUGAGGAGUCACU
Hyla sarda is the source of this 2854-nucleotide messenger RNA. It is a transcript of the gene PAX3, whose product is annotated as paired box 3. Gene Ontology annotation, molecular function: DNA-binding transcription factor activity, RNA polymerase II-specific; RNA polymerase II cis-regulatory region sequence-specific DNA binding. NCBI's taxonomy places the organism in Eukaryota, Metazoa, Chordata, Amphibia, Anura, Hylidae. The record is from RefSeq and is a predicted model, not a curated record. The transcript is spliced from 9 exons. Gene Ontology annotation, biological process: anatomical structure development; regulation of transcription by RNA polymerase II. Bases 133 to 1590 code for a protein of 485 amino acids.